Messenger RNA from Sphaeramia orbicularis (orbiculate cardinalfish), 1637 nucleotides. RefSeq names its product serine dehydratase-like (gene sdsl). The record is from RefSeq and is a predicted model, not a curated record. Gene Ontology annotation, biological process: L-serine catabolic process; L-threonine catabolic process. The transcript is spliced from 9 exons. The coding region runs from base 197 to 1165 and encodes 322 amino acids. Gene Ontology annotation, molecular function: L-serine ammonia-lyase activity; pyridoxal phosphate binding; threonine deaminase activity. Lineage: Eukaryota; Metazoa; Chordata; Actinopteri; Kurtiformes; Apogonidae.
UUAUGUAUUUCCUGUAUGUUGAGCUACAUGCUAACCUGUAGCAUAAUGUAGCAUGAUUCAUAAACAUGGUAGUGCGUUAAUAGUACUAUUUUAUUUUAUAGAUGCUCAAACAUCUGCUUUACUGGACAUUUUUUCCGAGCCACUUUGGUCAACAUUUGCUGUUUUUACUUUAUAAACACACUGACUUGCAUUGACCAUGGCUGAGUAUUUUCACGUGAACACACCACUGCUGGAGAGCAUGAGCAUGUCCAAACUAGUGGGAACCACAGUUUAUCUGAAGAUGGAAAAUUCACAGCCUACUGGUUCCUUUAAGAUCCGUGGUAUUGGACACCUCUGCCAGAAGCUUGCUAAAGAGUCUACAGGAGUUGUCUGCUCAUCAGGUGGAAACGCAGGGAUGGCUGCAGCCUAUGCAGCCAGAAAAAUGGGAAUACCAGCCACAAUCAUAAUUCCCUCUUCCACUCCUCCAUUGGUGGUAAAGAGACUUAAGGAUCAGGGUGCUACUGUUAAGUGCAUAGGCAAGGUUUGGGAUGAUGCUAAUGCCGAGGCUCUCAGACUUGCAGAAACUGAAGGUUUAACUUAUGUUCCUCCAUUCGAUCACCCCCUGCUAUGGCAGGGCCAUGCCAGUUUAAUAGCAGAGGUUGCAGCGUCGUUGGGUUCUGGUGUGAAACCCGGAGCCGUGUUGGUGGCUGUGGGUGGGGGAGGCCUCCUUUGUGGGGUCAUCCAGGGCUUGAAGGACGUGGGUUGGACAGACGUGCCAGUUGUGGCUAUGGAAACAGUAGGGGCGGACUGUUUCAAUGCUGCCGUCAAGGCGGGAAAGUUGGUCACCUUAGAUGACAUCACUAGUGAAGCUAAAUGUCUUGGAGCAAAGACUGUGUGCAAGAAGGCUUUUGAAUACAGCCAGUGCAGUGAGGUCACCAUCAUUUCUGAAUUGGUCACUGAUCAGCAAGCCCUGAGUGCCAUUGAGGCAUUCCUUGAUGAGGAGCGUGUGUUGGUGGAGAUGGCAUGUGGAGCAGCAUUAGCAGCUGUCUACAGUGGACUUAUACAAAGACUACAGGGGGAAGGUCGUCUGCCAACUCUUCUGGGCCCCCUGUUGGUCAUUGUUUGUGGCGGUAGUAGUAUUGACAUGGAGCAGCUGUCCAAUCUCAAACACAAACUACAUAACUAAUGGACGCAAAUGUUAUGAGUGAAUAAAGCAUUAAUUCAGUGAAUGGUGAAUGAACUAAAGAACAUGUGGCUGGAAUAAAAAUUAAAAUGAACAGAUAAAUACAGUUCCACAUACUGUAGUUAAUUGUUUUCUUUGAAAAUAGCUUGUAAAUAACAUAAAAAUGCACACAAAUGCACUUAAACAUCUCAUAAAACCCAAAUAAAUCAAGAUAUAUCUGUCAAUUCAGCUUUAUUUGUCAGCUCAACUGUGAAUGUUCACUUCCCUGGAUUCCCCACAGGGUGGUGUCAUGGUUCACUUUUUAGAAGUACACUGAACAUUGACAGAUACGGAAAAUAUAAUGAAAAUGAGCUUUUCUUGCUUUGAACACAUGCUUACUGAUAUGAUUCAAUGAAAAGUUAAACUGACCUUAAUGCUGCAUCCAACAAAAUACUAAUAACACAAAUAUUAUAGAAAUAAAAUAUCAGAAAACAUG